AUGUCCGUUCCACCAAUUUACAAUCCGGUUGUACCAUGCGUCCAGCCUAUCGCCGGGGGGAUGUACCCCGGUCGCAUGAUCCGGUUCCAGGGUAACAUACCGCCUGGUGCACAGAGGUUCGCUAUCAACUUCCAAUGCGGUCCCAACACCGAUCCAAGAGACGAUAUCGCGUUGCAUCUCAACUUCCGCUUCGUCGAGAUGUGCAUAGUGAGGAACCACUUGACCGCCAUGAAUUGGGGCAUGGAGGAGACUAGUGGGGGAAUGCCCCUCGUGAGGGGCGAGUCCUUCGAAGCCCUCGUGCUUUGUGAGCCGCAGUCUUUGAAGGUCGCGCUGAACGGCGUCCACUUCUGCGAGUUCCCCCACCGGCUGCCCUUCCAGCGCAUCACCCACUUGACGAUAGAUGGCGACGUGAUGAUGAACUUCAUCGGAUUUGAGGGGGCGCAGCCCCCACCGUCCCAGAUGUAUAUGUCCGAGCCACCAGCGUACGGUGCUUAUGGGGCUCCGCCCCCGGCCUAUGGUGCUCCCGGCUAUGGCGCUCCACAGGGAUUUCAAGCCGGCAUGCCAGUGAGCGCAGGAGGUUAUGACACGACUUAUGCGCAUCAGCAGCGCCAAGGUUUGGGCACGGGAGCGGCCGUGGGGUUGGGAGUGGGUGCGUUGGCCGCUGGUGGGUUAGCCGGAUACGCGCUGGGCGGUGGUUUUAGCAGCGAUAGUCCUACGCGCGAUGAACCGCAAGUUGUGUCCUUCUCGGAGAGCUUCGGUGGUGAUGACUGGGCAGAAUAA
Messenger RNA from Leptosia nina, 780 nucleotides. The record is from the annotation of a GenBank genome assembly. Lineage: Eukaryota; Metazoa; Arthropoda; Insecta; Lepidoptera; Pieridae.